UAUGCGCAAUCGUAGUGAAAGCGUUCCGUAUAGCUAGUCUAUCUAUCUCCAUGACUCGACCUGCGGAAGAACAACGAUUGAGAUCAAACGCAAAUAGAACACGUCUACCUAUCGGAUUCUACCCGCCUCGCUCGGGUCACCAAUUGCCGAUCCGUCACCUAUCAACACUUCGUUUCGUCUUAUCUCAUCAUUCAUCCCUCAUCCUCUCUGUCGUUCCCAUUGUUCACCUACCUCUGACCUGUUUUCCAUGUAUUCUCUCCCUUAAGUAGCCAUGGUUGUCGCUGAACAACUCGUUAUAACCCACAAAAAGACGCGCAUCGUCUCCGUCGUUGCUGCUACCGUGAUAGCCCUCGCCUGCGGGACCAAUUAUGCCUACUCAGCAUGGGCUCCUCAAUUUGCCGAUAAACUGCAGCUCUCUGCAACCCAGAGCAAUGUCAUCGGCACAUCUGCGAAUCUCGGAAUGUAUGUCUCGGGUAUACCCAUGGGCAUCAUAACCGAUCGAAAGAGUCCUCGACUGUCCGGCCUCAUUGGCAUGGUCGCGUUGUUUGUGGGCUACUUCCCCAUUCACCUUGCAUAUGAUGGAGGUGUGGGAUCCAUGAGCGUGGGCUUAAUCUCCCUGUGCUCCUUUGUAUCGGGACUAGGGAGCUGCGCGGCAUUCCAAGCUGCCCUGAAGACUGCUACCCUCAAUUGGCCCACACAUCGCGGCACCGCAUCUGCGUUCCCUCUAGCUGCCUUUGGCUUGAGCGCCUUCUUCUAUACCCUCAUUGCAGGCAUCGCUUUCCCCGGAAACACAUCCGGUCUGCUUCUUUUGCUAUCGUUUGGCACAUCGAGCCUCGUGCUUGUAUCACUACCGUUUCUACGAGUUGUAGACCACAGAUUUGGAGCUGCCUAUGCCGCUGUUCCUACUGCCGAUCGUGCGAGGAGAGACUCCAACCUUCUCCAUCGCUCAAGGUCGAAUGGCAGUAAAACGAGCAGCAAAUACAGAAGGUCUUCAUUGUCCCAACCAGAACAGAACCAAGACGAACAGGAUGAUGUCGAUUCCGAAACCUCGUCCCUUCUUUCCAUUCCGGGCGACAUUGUAUCCGAGGACAACGACGCAGCCAGUAUGAAGACGAAUCACUCACAUUGCUUAGAUAUAACGGGUCUUGCCUUGCUGUAUAAGAUUGAGUUCUGGCAGCUAUGGAGCUUGAUGGGUCUGCUGACUGGAGUGGGGCUAAUGACUAUCAACAAUAUUGGCCACGAUGUCCAGGCUCUCUGGAACCAUUACGAUGCCACAUUAGACAAGGACUUCGUUGUCCAUCGCCAAUUGUUACACGUUUCUAUCAUAUCACUCUGUUCCUUCCUUGGCCGGCUGUCCUCCGGCAUCGGUUCCGAUAUCAUUGUCAAGAAACUCCAAAUGUCUCGCUUCUGGUGCGCUGCUAUUUCCGCCACCGUCUUUCUGCUCGCUCAGAUCUGCGCCAUCCGCAUCGAAGACCCACACUAUCUUUGGGCUGUUUCCGGCUUGUGUGGUCUUGCAUACGGCAUUCUAUUUGGCGUAUUACCUUCGCUAGUUGUGGAUGCGUUUGGGCCGGACGGUUUCGCAGUGAACUGGGGUGUCAUGACGCUGGCCCCAGUCAUCAGUGGAAACGUUUUCAACCUCUUCUACGGGGCUGUGUAUGACUCCUAUUCGGAAGUCCAGCCUAGUGGCGAACGUAAUUGCGACGAGGGCAUUAUCUGUUAUCGCGCAGCAUACUAUGUCACGCUCGUUUCCAGCGUCCUCGGGCUGCUGGCUUGUUUCUGGGGCAUUCGCCAUGAGCAGCAUGCUCGAAGGAAAGAAGAAGCGGAGCAUGAGGGCCAUCGUGACGCUUGA
Periconia digitata is the source of this 1849-nucleotide messenger RNA. NCBI's taxonomy places the organism in Eukaryota, Fungi, Ascomycota, Dothideomycetes, Pleosporales, Periconiaceae. The record is from the annotation of a GenBank genome assembly.